CGGCGGCAAAUUGAAACUCUACAACACCUUGCAGCAAAACGUGAUGUACACAGCACCAGCACUUCCAGUGUUGGUAUGUCUUCGUUUUCUGCUCGCCGCCCUGCCACUUCCAGGUCAACAUCUACUCAAGCAUGACCACCAACUCAGCUCUCCACUGACUUCCUACCUUCGCUUAAAUGAAGGGCUUUGGCUCCUCGACAAUGACAUCGACCCAUACAUGGGAGGAGCCUUUCACCAUUCUCCUCUCCUACUUUCCUUAUUUUCAACCAUCGUACCUCCACUCCCAAUAAUAUGGGCUGUGUCUGAUGCAGUGGGAGCAUGGGCCCUUCUCCGCGUUUGGCGCGCACGCCAGGGUUUAUCACCUCAUAAGGGAACGAGGUCCAAUGCAGAGAACCUCAUCGUAAGCGUCUACUUACUGAAUCCGUACCUACUUCUUCCAUCACUCGCGCUAUCAACCUCCACAUUCGAAAAUACCCUUACCCUCCUUGCUCUCAUGUUUGCAUCUGAAGGUAAACCAUCCCCAGCACUCCUCGCCAUCGCAUUCGCAAUGCACCUCUCACCCUCCUCCAUCCUCUUGCUCCUCCCAAUCCUCCUGCUCCUCGUCAGCUCCCCCGCGUCUCACCUUGCCUCCCCACGCCCGUUCCAAGGCAGCUUCAAGCACAUACCGUCCCUCUUUGGUGAGUUUAUACUAUACUGGCUCGUCCUUGUUGGUGCAGCAUGCACCAUGACGGGCGGAGGCUGGAGUUGGGUCAUGGGAUCAUGGGGCGCAAGCCUCACACUUCCAGACCUCACACCUAAUCCGGGUCUCUGGUGGUACUUCUUCACUGAAAUGUUCGAUCAUUUCAGGCCAUUCUUCCUCAUGGUCUUCUCCGUCCAUCUCGUUAUAUAUAUAUUACCGAUCUGCAUAAAAUUCCAACACGAUCCCCUCUACGCCGCAUUCCUCCUCGUAGGCGUGCUAGGGACGUUUAAAGCGUACCUCACUCUCGCAGAUCCAGGUCUAUUCCUAAGCAUGAUUUCCCUCUUCCCUGAAGUACACGGCUACCUCCGCCACCCAAUCAUUACCACACUCCUCCACCUACACGCCGCGCUCCUCCUUCCACUUCAACACGUCCUCUGGGUGAGUGAGGGCCGUGGGAAUGCUAAUUUUUACUAUGCUGCGAGUCUUGUGAUGGGUAUGGCGGGUGGUGCGGGGCUUGUAGAUGUGUGUUGGGCGGGGAUGCGGAUUGCGAUUGGGGAUGCUAAGGUUGAGGACGAGAAGGCAGAGGGUGGGAAGGGAAAGGUGGUGUGGGAGGUGGUGCAGCAGUGAGGAUUGGUGGUGUGCUUCCUGUAUGGCGCCAAGGUGGUAAUAUACAUUGUCGUUGCAUACGAUGUUGUUCGUUCGAAAUGCCGUCUUGGGUGCUUGAUUUUAAAGACUACAUAGACAUACCAGGG
Suillus paluster is the source of this 1431-nucleotide messenger RNA. Its product is annotated as GPI transamidase subunit PIG-U. The transcript is spliced from 9 exons. The record is from RefSeq and is a predicted model, not a curated record. NCBI's taxonomy places the organism in Eukaryota, Fungi, Basidiomycota, Agaricomycetes, Boletales, Suillaceae. Gene Ontology annotation, cellular component: membrane; GPI-anchor transamidase complex. The coding region runs from base 44 to 1306 and encodes 420 amino acids. Gene Ontology annotation, biological process: protein localization to cell surface; attachment of GPI anchor to protein.